Messenger RNA from Nicotiana tabacum (common tobacco), 369 nucleotides. RefSeq names its product TPD1 protein homolog 1B-like. NCBI's taxonomy places the organism in Eukaryota, Viridiplantae, Streptophyta, Magnoliopsida, Solanales, Solanaceae. The record is from RefSeq and is a predicted model, not a curated record. Gene Ontology annotation, biological process: cell fate determination.
AUGGCAGCCAUUGUUAAGCUCUCUAUCACUCUCCUUCUCCUUGUACUUCUCAGUAAAGAUGUUUGUGGUUGUGACUUGAACAAUAUAACUAUUGGAACAAUAAGGAGUGGGAAUGAAAUACAAGGAAAGCCAGAAUGGAACGUUGUUGUAGUGAACAAUUGUGAUUGUCCAAUGCAAAACUUGUUCUUGUCUUGUAAUGAUUUUCAGACAACUGAACCAGUGGAUCCAUCUAUUUUUAAACCUUCAGGAGACAACACAUGUAUUGUCAACAAUGGCAGUUCCAUACAACCAAAGGAUACAGUCAAGUUUUCUUAUGCUUGGGAUCCUCCAUUUUUCCUAAGGCCAACUUCUGUUGUAACUUCUUGUUGA